AUGCAGUACGCCAAGAUUCUCGCCCUUGCGGUCUUCAUGACCGGCGUCGCAGCCAUUCCUCUCGAGAAAUUCACUCGCGCCUGUGCCUACACCUGUGGUACAGUCUGCUACACCAGCAGCGCCGUCAGCGCCGCCCAGGCUGCAGGUUACAAGCUUGAGGCAGCUGGCAAGGCUGAUGACUCGUACCCCCACGUUUACCACGAUUACGAAGGCUUCGACUUCCCCGUCGACGGAACAUACUAUGAGUUCCCUAUCUUGAAAUCUGGGUCGGUUUAUACCGGUGGAUCUCCGGGUGCGGACCGUGUUAUCUUCAAUGGAGAUGAUGAGCUCGCUGGUGUCAUUACGCACACUGGGGCUUCUGGAGAUGAUUUUGUUGCCUGUACUUAA
This is a messenger RNA of Penicillium pulvis, 387 nucleotides long. Its product is annotated as extracellular guanyl-specific ribonuclease RntA. Lineage: Eukaryota; Fungi; Ascomycota; Eurotiomycetes; Eurotiales; Aspergillaceae. Gene Ontology annotation, molecular function: RNA binding; RNA nuclease activity. The record is from RefSeq and is a predicted model, not a curated record. The transcript has 2 exons. Bases 1 to 387 code for a protein of 128 amino acids.